Messenger RNA from Callorhinus ursinus (northern fur seal), 3332 nucleotides. The record is from RefSeq and is a predicted model, not a curated record. Lineage: Eukaryota; Metazoa; Chordata; Mammalia; Carnivora; Otariidae.
GGAGCGGUGGGAGCCAGUUCUCUGAGCCUCGGUGCAGCCCUGCGGCAGGGGUUCGAGGACAAGAGGCAUGGAAAAUAGUUAUUCUUCAGCCUUCUAUUAUGAAAUCCCAGAUGUUGACAUCUAUGAAAAUCAGCUGGUGGGGAGGGGCGGUGAGCCUGCUGCCCCCACCGAGGACCUGGGGACCCUGGAGAGCUCCAGGACAAUGGAUAUGCUCUUUACCAAAAGGGACAUCCCAGAGGCCCUGGAGGAGGAAGAGGAGUCCGAGGGUCCCCCCGGGGGGCAGGACCUGAAAGAGGCCUACAUCCAGCUGAUCCAAGGCGUGCAGGAGUGGCAGGAUGGCUGUGUGUACCGAGGGGACUUCGGGCUGGACAUGAAGCUGGGGCAUGGUGAAUUCUCUUGGCCCACGGGAGAGUCUUACCGCGGGCAGUUUUACCGUGACCACCGCCACGGGCUGGGCACCUACCUGUGGCCCGAUGGUUCCAGCUUCACCGGCAUGUUUUACCUGAGCUACCGAGAAGGCUACGGCACCAUGUACCAGAAGACCAGGCUCUUCCAGGGGCUGUACAAAGCCAACGAGCGGUUUGGGCCAGGCAUUGAGACCCACCCCGACGGCAGCCAGGACGUCGGGCUGUGGUUUCGGGAGCACCUCAUCAAGCUGUGCACAGAGGUCCCCAGCAGCUUCUCCAUACAUGACUACCCCGAGUACUCGGGCUUCCUCACGCACUCUCCUGCUAGAAUCAGCCUCUUGGGCGAGGAGAAAAUGGAGUGGGACCUGCAUGAGGAACGGGACCCCUUUUUCUAUGACUAUAAGCGGUUUCUUCUGAAUGAUGACCUAACUCUGCCUCCAGAAAUGUACAUUUACUCAACCGACAACAGCCACCUGCCCAUGACCUGCUCUUUCCGCAAAGAAUUAGAUGCCCUGAUCUUCCUUAAUGAUAUCCCUCCAUUUGUUGAGGACGGUGAACCCUGGUUUAUAAAAAAUGAGACCCCUUUGAUGGUCAAAAUCCAGAAGCAAGCUUACAAGUACAGGAACAAGAAGGCCCACAGCAGCUGGAACAUGGGUGCCAUCCUGGAGGGGGACCGGAGAAGCUUUGCGUGUAGUGGGCCCAAGGAGCGGCUUGCCAAGGACAUGAUCCUGAGGGCUGGGGAAGGGGACUACGACUGGAUCUACGGGAUCCUCAGGGAUGACCUUGCCAGCGCCAAUGUGGCCGAUGCCAAGGGCUACACUGUGCUCGCCGCGGCUGCCGUUCAUUGUCACAACGACAUUAUCAACCUUCUGCUGGACCACGGGGCCGAUGUGAACAAGUACACAGACGAGGGCCUCACGGCACUCAGCAUGUGCUUCCUACUCUACUACCCGUCCAGGUGCUUCAAGCCCAACAUCGCUGAGCGGACGGCACCCAAGCCCCAGGAAGCUUCAAAUAUGCCAGUAAAUCCCAACCAUGCCUUCUCAUUCCUCGAAGUGGCCAAGGAGCCUGUGUAUUUAGAGGAAUUGGUGCCCCCCCCCGGGCAGCCAGGAGCAGAAGUCGCUGCAUGGGGUGAUGAGGAGGACAGCCUCUCUGCAGGCACCCGGCCGUCUCAGGAGUCCCCCAACCUGGGGGGCAACCCCCCGAAGUCGGACCGUCUGUCAUCGCAGGGCAGCGUCGGCGACCUGGAGAAGGGGCUGGACUGUGCGGUAGGGAGUCUGGACGGGCACAGGCUGGGAAGCCAGGAGACGAACUUUGAGUCUGGCAUCUGUGUGCGCAACUAUUCCAUCACACUGUCCCAGGACCUCCUGCGGAAGAGCGCCCAGGCCUACAGCAUGCUGAAGGCCUCCUCACUCAGCACCGCCGGCCCGGUAAAGGGCACCAUGAGGAAGGUGGCGCUGGCCAUGAUCGAACACAGAAGCAGGUGGCUGACCAUCAGGCUCCUGCUGCACCGAGGUGCGGACCCCAACCUGUGCCGCGUGCCCAUGCAGGCCCUGUUCUUCGCCGUGAAGGCCGGGGACGUGGCCGGGGUGAAGCUGCUGCUGGAGAACAGGGCCAGGACGGACAUCCAGCUCCCCCCUGAGCUGGGGGCCCUCACCCCCCUGCAUAUUGCAGCCGCCCUUCCCGGGGAGGAGGGCGUCAGGAUAACGGAGCUUCUGCUCCACGCCGUCACGGACGUGGACGCCAGGGCCGCCGACCAGGACGCCGUGUACAAGCUGGGCAAGCUAGACCUGUUGCCUUCAAGCCUGAAGCUCAACCACGAAGCAGGCCCUGCCAGCAUCUACUACAGCAAGCCCACGUCUGUGCCAGACGAGGGGGGCAGGACAGCUCUGCACGUGGCCUGUGAGCGUGAGGACAACUACAAGUGUGCCAGGGACGUAGUCCGGCUCCUCCUCUCCCACAACGCACACCCCAACAUGCUGUGGAGUGGCCACUCCCCACUCUCGCUGUCCAUCGCCAGUGGGAACGAUCUGAUCGUGAAGGAGCUUCUGUCCCAUGGAGCUGACCCCAACCUGCCACUGACCAAAGGCUUGGGCAGCGCCUUGUGUGUUGCCUGUGAUCUCACCUGUGAGCACCAGAGGAGCAUGGACAGCAAGCUGGCCCUGAUUGACCGGCUAAUUAAUUGUGGGGCUGACAUCCUGAGCCCUGUGACGCUCACGCAGGGCGACAGGAUGGCUGUGGGCACGGCUGUCGACUAUGGGUAUUUCAAAUUCUACCAGGACCGGAAGAUUGCCCACUGCCCCUUCCACAUGCUGACGCCGGCCGAGCGGGAGAUAUUUCUGGCCCGCAAGAGGCUCCUGGAAUACAUGGGCUUCCAGUUGCGCCGUGCAGUCUCCGCCAAGGAGAGCCAGUGGGAUCCGAAGCUGCUGAACCUGAGCAAGAAAGCGGAGCUGACCCCCUACCAGAUGCUGAAGCGGAAAAGUGCUGUCCUAUCCAAAGCACUGCACUUGGAGGAGCAAGAGCGUAUUCCCUUCUUCAAGUUCUGCUCCCAGUGCGGCCGCUCCGUGGGAGUGCGCCUGGUGCCCUGCACCCGCUGCUACAGGAUCCUGACCUGCAGCAAAUCCUGCAAGACCAGAGCCUGGGACGACUUCCACAAGCGGGACUGCGGCACCCUGCCAGUCAUCGUUCCUUCUCCAGGGCCCCACCUGGAGGACUUGCACAGGAGGGCGGAAGAAUCUCAAUAGCCGGAACAGCCGGAUGCCCAAGGCCUGGGGGGCGCCCAGAGGCAGGCUGCACCACCAUGAUCCUCACCUGCUGGCAGCCACACCUCGGUGCGCCUCCGGGCUGCUGGCCUUGGAAUCUGCUGGCCUCAUGCAGGACGUCUGCACCUGCAGGGCUGUGCGUGGCAAUGUCUCCCCCCUGACC